CCGGCUGACCAAGUAGUCGUCUUUGGACGACCCGUCACCCUUCAAAACAUCGCCCAAUUGUCCCGCCUCAUCCAUUCUUCCUCACAGUCACAGCUUCCCUUCUCCCAGAAAGGUUGCCAUGGCCAGCACCACCACCACCUCUCCUCUCCUCCUCCUGCUCGCCGCCAUGGCGGUGGCGACGCUUGUCGUCGCACCCGCUUCGUCGGUCGACUUGCCAUCUGGUUUUUCUUCCAUCACGUCCAAGAUCCCAAACCCAUGGUCGGCGUUCCAGGACCUCACCGGCUGCCACUUCGGCGAGCAGCAGCAGGGCCUCGCCAAGGUCAAGGACUACCUCUCCCACUUCGGCUACCUCCCGGAGUCGUCGUCCGGGUUCAACGACCUCUUCGACGCCGACCUGGAGGAAGCCAUCAAGGUGUACCAGCGCAACUUCGGUCUCGACGUCACCGGCGCCAUGGACGCGUCCACGGUGGCCCAGAUGAUGGCUCCGCGGUGCGGCGUCGCGGACGUCAUCAACGGCACCUCCACCAUGGGCAGCGGCGGCAGCGGCUCGUCGUCGCACCUCCACGGCCGGAACCUCUUCACCUACUUCCCGGGGUCACCGUCGUGGCCGCGCUCCAAGAAGAGGCUCACGUACGCCAUCACGCAGACCUCCCUGACGUCCAUCGACCGGGCGACGCUGAGCCAGGUGUUCGCGCGCGCGUUCGCGCGGUGGUCCGCCGCCACCACGCUCAACUUCACGGAGGCCGCCGACGACGACGCCGACAUCACCAUCGCCUUCUACGCGGGGGACCACGGCGACGGCGAGGCGUUCGACGGGCCGCUGGGCACGCUGGCGCACGCCUUCUCCCCGACCGACGGGCGGUUCCACCUGGACGCGGCGGAGGCGUGGGUCGCCACCGGCGACGUGUCGCGCGCGUCCUCCGACGCCGCCGUCGACCUCGAGUCCGUGGCCGUGCACGAGAUCGGGCACCUCCUCGGCCUCGGCCACUCGGGGGAGCCCAGCGCCAUCAUGUACCCGACCAUCACCUCGCGCACCAGGAAGGUGGACCUGGCCGAGGACGACGUCGCCGGCAUCCAGAACCUGUACGGCGGCAACCCCAACUUCAAGGGCGUCGCGCCGCCGGCCACCAGCAGCCGGGACAUGGACAGCGCCGCCGGCGCAAGCUCCCGACCCUGGACCGCGUUGGUCGGCGCCGUAGCCGUGGCUGCUGGGCUAGUGGUAGCUUUGUAGUGAUCGGGGGGGUUUUUUUUGGCUGACCUUGUUUUGUACUAUGAAUUUUUACAUUUACCUUAGCUAAUUUUAAUUCUUGUGUGUAGAUCGAUCAGUAGAUACAUUUGUAAUUUUAUAUACUUGGUAUACAUACAUAGACACAUAGAAUCUAAUCCUAUUGCUAAAAAA
Messenger RNA from Sorghum bicolor (sorghum), 1399 nucleotides. Its product is annotated as metalloendoproteinase 2-MMP. Gene Ontology annotation, biological process: collagen catabolic process; extracellular matrix organization; proteolysis. NCBI's taxonomy places the organism in Eukaryota, Viridiplantae, Streptophyta, Magnoliopsida, Poales, Poaceae. The record is from RefSeq and is a predicted model, not a curated record. Gene Ontology annotation, molecular function: zinc ion binding; metalloendopeptidase activity. Bases 119 to 1231 code for a protein of 370 amino acids. Gene Ontology annotation, cellular component: extracellular matrix. The transcript has a single exon.